Molecule: messenger RNA, 807 nt
Organism: Microsporum canis CBS 113480
Lineage: Eukaryota; Fungi; Ascomycota; Eurotiomycetes; Onygenales; Arthrodermataceae
Product: proteasome component PRE6
Exons: 4
Coding region: 1-807 (268 amino acids)
Biological process (GO): ubiquitin-dependent protein catabolic process
Cellular component (GO): proteasome core complex, alpha-subunit complex; nucleus; proteasome core complex
Source: RefSeq, a predicted model, not a curated record
AUGGCUUCAGGAUACGACAGAGCUCUUUCAGGUAGUCCCGAUGGACAUGUCUUUCAAGUAGAGUAUGCCUUGGAGGCCGUGAAGAGAGGGACUUGCGCCGUUGGAGUGAAAGGCGAGGGCAUCGUAGUUCUUGGUUGCGAGAAACGUUCGGCAAUGAAGCUACAAGACACACGAAUUACUCCUUCGAAAAUUGGGUUGAUCGACAACCACGUUUGCCUUGCCUUCGCGGGUCUAAAUGCCGAUGCUAGAAUAUUGGUUGAUAAAGCUAGAGUGGAAGCUCAAUCACACCGACUUACAGUCGAAGACCCGGUGACGAUCGAGUACAUUACCAAAUAUGUUGCUGGUGUUCAACAGCGGUACACACAGAGCGGUGGUGUUCGUCCAUUUGGAAUCAGUACACUGAUUGUUGGCUUCGAUAACGGCGACAAGACCCCACGUCUCUACCAGACAGAACCUUCUGGCAUCUACUCCGCAUGGAAAGCCAAUGCCAUCGGCCGAUCAAGCAAGACUGUUAGGGAAUUCCUCGAGAGAAAUCACAAGGACGGCAUGGACCGGGAGGCCACUAUUCAACUCACCAUCAAAUCACUGCUGGAGGUUGUGCAGACGGGAGCCAAGAAUAUCGAAAUUGCUAUCAUGGCUCCUGGGCAGCCUAUGGAGCUUCUCCCUAGUGACGAGAUUGAGGCCCAUGUGAAGAGCAUAGAAGCAGAGAAGCAGGAGGAAGCUGCCAAGAAGAAGACUGGCAGAACCCCGGGGACUGGAACUACAACUUUACUGCCUAGACAGACUGGCGAAGGCUCGUCUAGCUAA